Messenger RNA from Plasmodium malariae, 819 nucleotides. Its product is annotated as fam-l protein. The record is from RefSeq and is a predicted model, not a curated record. Bases 1 to 819 code for a protein of 272 amino acids. Lineage: Eukaryota; Apicomplexa; Aconoidasida; Haemosporida; Plasmodiidae. The transcript has 2 exons.
AUGAAGAUACUAUUUUUUAUGAAUAUUAGUACGUUUACACUUUUAACUUGGAUAUAUCAUUUCUAUUAUGAUCUUACACUUAAGAAAUAUUUAAAUAAGAACUGCAUCCCUAGUAGAAUAUUAGUAACAAGAAAUUAUCGAUUACUAGCACACUGUAAGAAGGAUAACUAUUCAAAUAAUUUAGGUUUAAAAGGAGAGCUAUCAAAUUAUGGAGUGAACGAAAAAAAAAAUAUAUAUAACAAUAAUAAGAGGUAUAAAGAAACAAACAAACAGUCAAAUGGUAGUUCAUCAAAGAAUAAGGUAUACUACAAACAUGAUAAUAAAAAAAAAUCUUAUAUAUUUGAAACAAAAAAAUAUUCCCACCUUGAAAAAAAAAUAUUCAAAGAACUUGAUUACAUUGAUUUUCUCAAAAGAAACAGGACUAUUAGUGAUAAAACUUACAAAAAAGUAAUACUUAAAAAAUUCCGAUUACGACUAGCUUUACCUUUAUUUUUUGUGUAUUUUUUGUUAUUGUCACUCUUAUUAGAUUAUAUUUUUAAUUGUGGACUUGUUAAAGGUUUGUUUAAGGUUUUAAUGUGCACUCUUGGUACAAAGUGGGGAAAACCCUUGCGUAGUUGGAUAAUGAAUAACAAUUUAAAGUGGAUAGGUGUAGAUGUAGUAAAUAAUAAAAAAAUGUAUACUAUUUUUAAUAGAUCAUUUUUUAGUAUUAUACUAUAUUUUUUAGUUCCAUUUAUUAUAGGAGUUAUUUUUAUAUUGAUGUUGUUUUAUUACCAUAAGAAGGUUAAAAAAUAUGAAAAAAUUAAAUUUAGGAAAAGGUAA